UCCAAUCCUUGCCACUAGCCAGACGCCAGUAGUAGUCGCCACGCAUUAUGCAAAUAGAAGCCUGUGAAGUGUGAACAGAAGAAGUACACAACCCAUAAACCUUACUCUCAGACUUCAUAAAAACCUUCACCUACCCCUGUUGCACAUAUUCUGUUAUAUUAGAAAACAUUUAAAGGGCUCUGAAGAUGAAAGAAAAUUGUAGAACAGGAGAGUAUCAAGUCAGGGUUUAGCUUUGCCUUUGGCCAAUGAAUCACUAAUUGCAGGAACAGUCCUGCAUAAAGUAACUAGCACACUCCAUGGAGGGAAGAAAAUUGAGAAGGUCUCUGGUUCUCUCAAUAUCUAUAUCAUUCUUUCUACUCCUCACCUGGCUUCACCUUCCAUCAUCCCCUGAGAAUUUCAUCAAGAAACCGGGCCCCACACACCAUGAAUCGGAUGUUCCUCACCACCCUUUAGACCCUUUAACCGUUCACGAAUUCAACAAGGUCCGUGCCAUUCUCGCCACGCACCCUCUCUUCGAGUCCUCAUCCACGUACUCACUCAACGCCAUUGCCCUUGAAGAGCCGGAUAAAGAGCUCGUUCUCAAAUGGAAGCGCGGAGAUCCCCUUCUGCCAAGGAAGGCCUCCGUCACUGCUAUGGUCAAGGGAAAAUCUCAUAUCCUCUUAGUAGACCUCAAUACUUCCGAGGUAUCCUAUAAUGAAUUGGGUUCGACUUCGGGGUACCCAAUAUUAACGAUAGAGGAGACGGCGAGAAUACUCGAGGUUCCAUUCAAGAACGUGGAGUUCAAUAGCACCAUCGCUCAGCGUGGGAUCAACAUGGGAGAUGUUAAAUGCGUGCCACUCUCUUCAGGGUGGUACAAUAUGCCAAUAGAGAACAAAAGAAGGGUGAUUAAGGUGCAGUGUUUUUCCAUGAAGGACAGCGUGAACUUCUACAUGAAACCAAUUGAGGGGCUCACUGUGCUGAUUGACAUAGAUAGGGAAGAGGUGUUGCACAUUUUUGAUAAUGGCAGAGGCAUCCCUGUUGCUAAGGGAAUUGACACUGACUACCGUUACUCUGUUCAAAAACUGCGUGGUGAACUGCAUCUCUUCAAUCCAAUAUCAAUGGAGCAGCCCAAAGGGCCAAGCUUCAUAGUUGAAGAUGGGCAUUUGGUCAAAUGGGCAAAUUGGGAAUUUCACUUGAAGGCAGAUGCCAGAGCUGGGAUCAUAAUUUCACAGGCCAAGGUUAGGGAUCCAGACACGUCAGAGAUGAGGAGCGUGAUGUACAAAGGAUUCACAUCUGAAUUGUUCGUACCGUAUAUGGAUCCAACGGACGCGUGGUAUUUCAAGACGUACAUGGACGCGGGUGAAUACGGGUUUGGGCUGCAAGCGAUGCCUCUGGACCCACUCAACGACUGCCCAAGAAACGCUUACUACAUGGAUGCAGUCUUUGCAGCCGCUGAUGCCACGCCCUACCUCCGACCCAACAUCAUCUGCGUCUUUGAGACCUAUGCUGGCGACAUUGCUUGGCGCCAUGCUGAGACCCCUUUCAAUAACUUCAAGGUUACAGAGGUGAGGCCAAAAGUGAAUCUAGUGGUUCGGAUGGCAGCCUCCGUGGGAAACUACGACUACAUCGUUGACUGGGAAUUCCAAACUGAUGGGCUAAUCAGAUCAAAGGUUGGACUAAGUGGUAUGUUGAUGGUGAAAGGAACAAUCUAUGAUCACAUGAACCAAGUUCCAAGCGAAGAAUAUCUCUAUGGCCCCCUUUUGAGCGAGAACUUAAUCGGUGUAAUUCAUGACCAUUACAUCAUCUAUUACCUUGAUUUGGACAUAGAUGGCACUGACAAUUCAUUUACCAAAGUAAAUAUUAAGAAACAUGAGACCUCACCAGGAGAAUCACCUAGAAAGAGCUACCUAAAAGCAAUUAGAAAUGUGGCAAAGACAGAGAAGGAUGCACAAAUAAGGCUCAGCCUCUAUGACCCAUCUGAAUUUCACAUGACAAACCCAUCAAAAAAGACAAAGAUAGGGAACCCAGUUGGGUACAAGGUGGUUCCAAGUGGCACAGCUGCUAGCCUUUUGGAUCCUGAAGACCCACCACAGAAGAGGGCAGCAUUUACAAAUAACCAAAUAUGGGUCACUCCUUAUAACAAGAGUGAACAAUGGGCUGGUGGCUUAUUUACUUACCAGAGCAAAGGUGAUGACACACUUCAAGUAUGGUCCAACAGGGAUCGGGCAAUUGAGAAGAAGGACAUUGUGGUGUGGUACACACUUGGGUUCCAUCACAUACCUUGUCAAGAGGACUAUCCCAUCAUGCCUACGGUGUCAUCCAGCUUCGAUCUAAAGCCUGUCAAUUUCUUUGAGAGGAAUCCAAUCUUAAGGCUUCCUCCCAAUUUCAAACAUGAUUUACCUCUUUGUACCUCUCAUGUUUUAGCUUGAACCUCAACCAUUUUUUAGCUUACACUAGUGUAGUGCUCGUGCAUGCGAAUGCUAAACCAAUCCACCAGUUAAUAUAAUAUAAGUCACAUUUACAUA
Arachis duranensis is the source of this 2504-nucleotide messenger RNA. RefSeq names its product amine oxidase [copper-containing] gamma 2. The record is from RefSeq and is a predicted model, not a curated record. Gene Ontology annotation, molecular function: primary methylamine oxidase activity; copper ion binding; quinone binding. Lineage: Eukaryota; Viridiplantae; Streptophyta; Magnoliopsida; Fabales; Fabaceae. The transcript has 7 exons. Bases 297 to 2408 code for a protein of 703 amino acids. Gene Ontology annotation, biological process: amine metabolic process.